Molecule: messenger RNA, 8025 nt
Organism: Penicillium salamii
Lineage: Eukaryota; Fungi; Ascomycota; Eurotiomycetes; Eurotiales; Aspergillaceae
Source: the annotation of a GenBank genome assembly
AUGGAUGCGAUUCCAUGGGAUCAGGUCAAGGCCGGGGAUCUGGAUGCCUUGCAGGUCGUUCUCCUCUCGAGUUCGACCUCGCGCAGGCUCCGGGCCCUGCAAGAUCUCCGCGACAAGAAUGGGUCUGAUUUAUCUCCGGAAACCCAUCAAGAAGUUCUCGAAUUGCUCUUCCGAACAUAUCCUCUAUAUGUCGAUCGAUCCUCCCGCCAGGCGGUCCAGCAAUGCCUCCGCUCUCUCCUCCGCACCCCCAAUGCGACCGAACACUUGAAGUUCCUCACUCAAAAACUGAAGACCGAGGCAGCCCGACCAGGCCUGGCUUCUGCAUUCGCAUUCGUAUUGUUGGAAUGGUGCUGUAUCUUACUGCAGCAAGCCAGUGAGGACCAGAACACCCCGCUGGCUAUUGUGCUCGAUUUGAUUACAGUGGUUGCCAAGGCUUUGGAGAACUGUCUCGCACACAACCCGAAGCCCGCAGUAAAGCAAUCCGCUCUGCGGGUAACAAGACGUGCUCUGCGCGCCGUCUUCUCCUCCGCAGCAUGGGGUAACGAUGCGGUGCGCCAGUCCGUCAGCCAAUUGACCACUGAUUCAGCCGCAUCAUACAAGAAUGCGCCCAUUCUUGGCGUUGUGUGUGGAGUCUGCGCACGACUAGCAGAGCAGAAGUCGACGCUCGAGGAGUCCAAGAAGGCCAUCUUGGCAUUCUACGUGAAGGAAAUCGUGAGCUCCAAGACCGUCGUGCCUGCACAUGCGGCCGAUGGCCUGGGCGAUUUCUUUGCCUCCUUUAUUACAUAUGAAGACAUUGCUACCGAGUUGGUGCCUCCCAUGGAGAAGUCCAUGCUGAGAGCGCCAGAGGUGGUUCUCAGUGGUGUGAUCCCGCCUCUCUGUGCCUCUUUGCCGGCAGACAUCGACAUUUCAGAGUUGGUCCAAACACGUCUUUCCAAGCACCUUCUUGCUAGUAUGAAAUCCAACAACCCGUCUAUCCGCCAAGGUGCAUCUGAAUCCUUCGGAUCUUUGCUCUCUCGAUGCAGCACCGAGCCCUUGGUCCUGAAGAUCACUGGUGAGAUCAUGGGUCCCUUGAAGACCAACAAGAUCACUGCUGCUGAGCACCGUGUCGCAUAUGCGCAGGCAAUUGCCACCAUUCCUUCUUCGACAGAUGUCUCAAAAGAUAUUGUCCAAGGGUUUGGUCCCGUCUUCACACGAGAGUCCAACGAGGCUGCCCUUGAAGAGGAGAUCAAGUCAUUCAGCAAGCACCUUGCUUAUCUCAUUCAAUCAAAGGUCAAGCUCAGUGACGACGUGGCAAACACAAUUGUCAAGGGUAUUUCUGACAAGCGGAUUCCUUUCCGUAAGCUUUGGCAGAUCAGCGUUGGCGAAAUUCUUUGGAACUCUGACCUUGAGUCUCUAAAGAGCGCCGAGGUCGAGCCUCUAGUCGCCAAGUUCCUUGCUAAGAUGAAGGAUCUGUUUGGCGAAGUUGCUUCAAACCCUCUUCCCUCUGCUUCAAGCGGUGCUCUUUCGUCAGCUUACCUUUUCCUGGCACUGUUCCACAAAGUCUCUGAUGUUCAAGGCUCUUCCAAAUCCGCUUGGGACGAAAAUGUAGCACAGUCGAUGACACUGAGCCCAAAGCCAUCUUUCAUGCUUAACCCUAAGGUAUACUCCAAAUUGGGCUCCAAAGAAGAAGUCCAGUGGCUUGUCAGGGCAUUGGCUGCUGUCGCUGCCGGCUCCAAGUUCACUAGCACCGAUGAGGCGUCUAGGACUGCCUGGGCCCAGGCCUUCAUUUACGGCAUUGUCGCCCCCGCUAUCCCCUCGAACUUCCGAGAGACUUCCGCGGAAUCGCUCUCACGGGUUUAUCUGACAGACGUGGCCUCUUUCGGCCCUGUCUUCGCCAAGGCUCUCUGGGCCUGGAUUCUUGCUUUCCGAACAGCCGACAAAGAAUCCGCAGCUAACUCUGCUGGCCCAGGAAGCGAGCGCCUUCUGCACAUGGUCUUGAGGGCUCUUUGUCCCUCUGCUGAUGUCGUGCAGAAGUCCGGGAUUUCUCCCGAUGAUCUCCAGGCUCAGCUUAUUGAAAUCCUCAUUCUGAGCCGACCAGAGUUGAUUCCUAGCGCCUCAUGGAUUUCUCUGUGUUUGAGAACAGGAACUGAUCCCGGUGGUCUUGUCCGUGUACACCCUGCCAAAUGCAUUGACCAGCUGGUUGGUGUCAACGCUGAUUCCGUUCAAUCAGCUGUUCCUGAUGUCAACCCGGCCGUUUGGAGCGCUGCGGCUGAACUGGCGUUCGUCGCACCUGACGCUAUGAUCCCACGUCUGGUCGAUCAGAUCAAGUAUGACUUGGAUGGCACUCGUCUUUCCAAGUUCACAGCCACAGAUGCUGCCAUUUCACGCACUCCUGAAGGCACCGCCUUCAUCGAUGUGCUCAGCAGCAAGUCGAAGCACCCUACCUUUGACAAGAACACUAAGGACUACGAUACUCUGAAGUGGGAAGAGGAGCUUCGAGCCCAGUUAGCCGAAAAGAAGGGACAGGCACAGAAGAAGCUCACUCCCGAGGAACAGUCCAAGGUCAAAGCCCAGCUCGCGAAGGAGGCUAAGAUUCGCACAGAUGUUCUAGAGGAAGUCAAGCGGAUUGAGCGAGGUGCUGGCCUCAUCCAUGGCCUCGCGACCGGGCCCGUCAAUGAUGUCUCUGGCUGGAUUAACGCUGCUGUCACAUCUCUAUUGUCGCUCGCCCAGGCUGGUGCUGGUCUGUUCGUUGGUGAUGUGGUCUCUCGGGCCUUCAUCACUUGUGCCAAUGAGGUUUCAUCUCGUCUCGGAAACCUGCGAUCUUUCAUUGGUAUCGCCACCCUGCGAGCCAUUGGCAACACCAACCUCCCCUCCGAUAUGGAAUUGGAGCCCCUCGGUGAACUUGUGACCAGAAUUCUCUACCGACUGCGCUUCGCCUCCGAGCAGCGUCCCUUUGAUACCACCUCUCUUGCCUACGUGCUUCCCCUCAUCUUCCAGGUUCUGACCCAGAACGGCAUCGACGAAGCUAAGGGCGAGGAAGAGGGUACUCAGGUUCUGCUGGCACUUGAAUUCCUUUCUUUCCACUCUGGUUCUUUCGCCGAUACCCGUCUCCCUCGCGUCGAAGUCCUUAACCAGCUGCUUUCCGCUAUGCAAAAAUACACCCAGCACUACAAGAUUGUCAAGGAUACUUUGAAUGACUUCUCUAGGUGUGUCUCCCCCAACAUCAACAGCAAUGAGUUGGACACACUUUUGCGGGGCGCCAUUGUCGCUGAGGCCUCUGUCCGAACGACUGUCCUCCAAGUCAUCGAGGCUGAGCUUGACCUGACCGAUCUGGAUUUCUCUGAGCAAAUUUGGCUCGCCUGUCACGACAGCGUAGAAGAGAACGCCGAAAUCGCAGACACCAUCUGGGAAGACAAUGCUCUCGAGGUGGAUGACAGCUCCUACAGCAAGAUCAUCAGGUACCUGGACUCGAAGGAUUAUCAACUGCGAGGUGCUGCUGCUCGUGCUCUGGCUCAUGCAAUUGAGUUUGACAAGAGCAAGUUCGUUGGCAUCUUGUCCGAGCUUCAAGCCAAGUAUGAGGACGAAAUCAAACCCAAGGCCCCUGAAAAGGAUGCCUACGGAAUGCCCAAGAAGGUGGAGGUCUCGGACCACUGGGAAGCUCGCAGCGGUAUUGCCCUUGCUUUCAAUGCCAUGACCAAUGAAUUUGAUGGCGAGCAAGGUGUUUCCUUCUUGCGGUUCCUCAUCGAGCAGGGUCCUCUGCUUGAUGGAAACUCCCGUGUUCGAAGCCAGAUGACCGAAAGUGGUAAAUCUGUCAUCAUCCAGCGGGGCCAAACCAAGGUUGAGGAGAUGAUGAAACUGCUCCAAACAACUUUGGAGACCUCUGACAAAGAUACAACGACCUCUGACCUGUUGAACGAGGCUGUCAUUGUGCUUUACGGAUCGGUGGCAACUCACCUCAAGGCGAAUGAUCCUCGCUUGCAGACUGUCAUCAAGGAAUUGCUCUCGGCCCUCGACACCCCAUCAGAAUCCGUGCAACACGCUGUCUCCGAGUGUCUGCCGCCAUUGAUCAGAUCCUCUGGGUCUAAGACCAAGGAGUACGUGGAAUCCCUUAUCCAGCGACUGUUCAAUGCCACCGAAUACCCUCCCCAGCGUGGUGCUGCCUAUGGCCUUGCUGCGGUUGUGUGUGGUAGAGGUAUCUCAACCUUGCGCGAGUUCCGUAUCAUGAGCCUGCUCAAGGAGGCCACUGAAAACAGAGCCCAAAAGGAGCACCGACGUGGAGCUUUGUUGGCGUAUGAGCUUCUUGCUCUUAUUCUGGGACGCACAUUCGAGCCUUUCGUGAUUCAAAUCGUUCCACAGCUUCUUGGUGGCUUCGGUGAUACCAGUAUUGGUGUCCGUGAUGCUUGUCUGGAUGCUUCAAGGGCAUGCUUCCAAAACCUCAGCUCUUACGGUGUGAAGCAGAUUCUUCCUACACUUCUCGAUGGUCUGGAUGACACUCAGUGGCGUAGUCAGAAGGGUGCUUGUGACCUGCUCGGAGCCAUGGCUUACUUGGACCCCCAGCAGCUUGCAGCCAGCUUGCCUGAAAUUAUCCCCUCUCUGACCAUUGUCCUCAAUGACACCCACAAGGAGGUUCGCAACGCAGCCAACCGCAGUCUCCAGCGUUUCGGUGAGGUUAUCAGCAACCCCGAAGUCAAGAGCUUGGUUGGUGUUCUUCUGAAGGCUCUCAGUGACCCAACGAAGCACACAGACGAGGCCCUGGAUUCCUUGAUCAAGGUCUCGUUCGUUCACUACCUCGAUGCCCCCUCACUUGCCCUGGUCACUCGCAUUCUUGAGCGUGGUCUUAGCGACAGGUCCAACACCAAGCGGAAGUCCGCAGAGAUCAUCGGCAGUUUGGCUCAUCUUACGGAGCGUAAGGAUCUCAUCACUCACCUGCCUAUCUUGGUGGCUGGUCUCUACCUGGCCAUUGUUGAUCCUGUCCCCACAACCCGUGCCACUGCCUCUAAGGCCCUUGGUUCGCUCAUCGAGAAGCUUGGAGAAGAUGCUCUUCCUGAUCUUAUUCCCAACCUCAUGGCUACUCUCAAGUCUGACACUGGCGCCGGUGACAGACUUGGUUCUGCCCAGGCCCUUUCCGAGGUGCUCGCUGGAUUGGGUACUACCAGACUCGAGGAGACUCUGCCUACCAUCCUUCAGAACGUUUCCAGCCCCAAGGCUUCUGUUCGUGAAGGCUUCAUGACCCUCUUCAUCUUCUUGCCUGCCUGCUUCGGUAACAGCUUUGCCAACUACCUCAGCAAGAUCAUUCCCCCUAUUCUGGCUGGUCUGGCUGAUGACAUCGACGCUAUUCGGGAAACUGCUCUCCGUGCCGGUCGCUUGCUUGUCAAGAACUUCGCCCACAAGGCCAUCGACCUGCUGCUUCCUGAGCUGGAGCGUGGUCUGGCUGACGACAGCUACCGCAUCCGUCUCAGCUCCGUCGAGUUGGUCGGUGAUCUUCUCUUCAGUCUUACUGGUAUCUCUGGUAAGAGCGAAGACGAGGAGGAAGAGGAAGAAGCCACUCAGGCUGGCCAAUCCUUGUUGGAGGUUCUCGGAGAAGAGCGCCGCAACAAGGUCCUUUCCGCUUUGUACAUCUGUCGCUGCGAUACCUCUGGUCAAGUCAAGAGUGCCGCUCUUGGUGUCUGGAAGGCGCUUGUUGCCUCCCCCAAGACCCUCAAGGAUAUGGUUCCCACUUUGUCUCAACUCAUCAUUCGCCGCCUUGGAUCUACCAACAUGGAGCAGAAGGUUAUUGCCAGCAACGCUCUUGGAGACCUUAUCAAAAAGGCUGGAGAGUCUGUGCUCAAUACCUUGCUUCCCUUGCUUCAAGAUGGUCUUCAGACUUCACCCGACGUGGAUGUCAAGCAGGGUAUCUGUAUCGCUCUCCGUGAGCUCAUCACUGCCGCUUCUCCCGAUGCACUGGAGGACUUUGAGGAGAUUCUCAUCGCCACUGUUCGCGUGGCGCUGGUUGACAACGACGAGGAUGUCCGUGAAGCCGCCGCCGAGGCCUUCGACUCCCUCCAACAGAUCUUGGGCAAGCGGGCUGUCGACCAGGUUCUGCCUUACCUUCUUCACUUGCUGAGGAACGACAACGACGCCGAGCAGGCCCUGUCAGCCUUGUUGACGCUUCUUACGGAGCAAACUCGCGCCAACAUCAUCCUUCCAAACCUCAUCCCCACCUUGCUCACGCCGCCAAUUUCUGCCUUCAACGCCAGGGCCCUGGCAUCUCUAGCAGAGGUGGCUGGUUCUGCUAUGACCAGAAGAUUGCCUACCAUCCUCAACUCUCUCAUGGAUGGCAUCAUCGAGUCUACCGACGAGGAGCAUCGCGAGGAGCUCAGCAAUGCCUUCGACACAGUCUUGGUGUCUGUGGACGAAUACGAUGGCUUGAGCGCAGCCAUGAGCGUGAUGAUCACUCUUGCGAAGCACGACGACCACCGCCGUCGCGCAGCCGCCGCCGUCCAUCUGACCAAGUUCUUCGCAGAGGCCGAAAUGGACUUCUCGCGAUACUACCAGGACUUGAUCCGCGCCCUGUUGAUUUCAUUCGACGACGCAGAUAAGGACGUCGUCAAGUCAGCAUGGACAGCCCUUACUGGUCUAAUGGCUCACAUGCGCAAGGAAGAGAUGGAGGCCCUGGCCAUUCCUACCCGCCAAAUCCUCCGACAGGUGGGUGUGGCUGGCGCGGAUCUGCCCGGUUUCAGUCUGCCCAAGGGAAUUAUGGCUAUUCUGCCAAUCUUCUUGCAAGGUCUUCUCAACGGUACUACCGACCAGCGUACUCAAUCUGCUCUGGCGAUGUCCGACAUUAUCGACCGUACUCGUGCCGAGUCAUUGAAGCCUUUCGUCACACAAAUCACUGGUCCGCUCAUUCGUGUUGUCUCAGAGCGCUCCGUGGACAUCAAGUGUGCUAUCUUCUACACUCUCAACAAGCUGUUGGAGAAGAUCCCCUUGGCUGUCAAGCCGUUCUUGCCUCAGCUUCAGCGUACCUUCGCCCGUGGUCUGGCUGAUACAACUAGCGAGACCCUGCGCAACCGCGCCGCUAAGGGUCUUGGUAUCUUGAUCACUCUGACACCAAGAGUUGAUCCGCUUAUUGCUGAACUUAUCACUGGAUCCAAGACACCCGAUCUUGGUGUCAAGAACGCCAUGAUGAAGGCUCUCCAGGAGGUUGUUGGCAAGGCCGGUGGUAACAUGAGUGAAGCCUCACGACAGGCCAUUCUUGCUCUGAUCGAUGAUGAUUCUAGCGACCAGACUGACUCUGUUGCCAUUACCAACGCACGUCUCCUUGCUGCGCUUGUGAAGGUCCUUCCCGCCGCUAGCUCGGUUCCUCUGAUCAAGAACCGUAUCCUCAGCGGCCCGCUCUCUCACGCCUCAGUCCUUGGCCUCAAUGCUCUUUUGGCCGAGUGUUCCGAGGUUCUGACUGAGCACUUUGAGGCUGAGCUGCCCACCGUCAUUUGCCAGGGUAUCGCCAACAAGGAUCCCUUCGUGUCCGACAACAGCGCGCUCGCUGCAGGCAAGUACCUCCUGUCGAACGAUGGAGACCACGCCUUCGAGUCCAGCAAGGCCAUCUUCGAGGCCUUUGUGCCCGCCAUCCAGGCCGGCAGUCCCUCCGAUACCCGCCGCUUGAGUCUGGUAGCCAUCCGAACUGUCAGCCGUCUUCACCCCGAGCUGGCCCGUCCCCACCUGGCUCUUCUCGCGCCACCCAUCUUCGCCUGUGUCCGUGACCUGGUGAUCCCCGUCAAGCUGGCAGCCGAAGCAGCCUUCCUGUCCAUCUUCUCGGUCGUCGAGUCCGACAGUGAGGUGUUCGACAAGUACAUGGCUGGCCCGGGUGCCUCUCUGCCUCCAGGCCCUAAGCGCAGCAUGUCCGAUUACUUCAAGCGCGUUGCCAUCCGAUUGGCCACCCAGGCGCGUGAGCGUCGUGAGGCUGAAGGUGGUGAGGGUGGUCUUGGACUGUCCAAUGAUGAGGUGGAUGAUGAGAAGGAAUUGUGGAGCAUCGGCAAGGUUGAUCUUGGAGAUGCCUUUGGCGAGGAAUGA